Sorex araneus (European shrew) is the source of this 6760-nucleotide messenger RNA. RefSeq names its product small VCP interacting protein (gene SVIP). Lineage: Eukaryota; Metazoa; Chordata; Mammalia; Eulipotyphla; Soricidae. Gene Ontology annotation, biological process: positive regulation of autophagy; negative regulation of retrograde protein transport, ER to cytosol; negative regulation of VCP-NPL4-UFD1 AAA ATPase complex assembly. Gene Ontology annotation, cellular component: endoplasmic reticulum membrane. The record is from RefSeq and is a predicted model, not a curated record. The coding region runs from base 151 to 384 and encodes 77 amino acids. The transcript is spliced from 4 exons.
GGCAGGGCUCAGCGGCCCGACCGGUGUAGGGGCCCCGCGGCGAGCGCCGACGACCUGGGACCGCGAUCUGACCGCGCAGUUUGCGCCGCCUGCUCCGGGGCGGGCCGGGAGUGGGGACCCCCCUCACCCCCACCUCCAGUUGCUCUUCCGAUGGGGAUGUGUUUUCCCUGCCCCGGGGAGUCUAAGCCCCCCUCUCCGAGCCUGGAAGAGAAAAGAGCAAAACUUGCAGAGGCUGCAGAGAGAAGACAGAAGGAGGCCGCAUCUCGGGGCAUCCAGGAUGUUCACUCUGUAGAAGAGAGGAAAAGAAAAAGAGAAAAACUAGAAAAACAAAUGGCUACAGCUGGUCCUCCAUCAGAAGGUGGACUAAGAUGGACAGUUUCAUGAAGCAUAACAGAAUUGAAGAGUCUCAUGCUAAUAACAAAUAUCUGCAAUCAAGUGGGCAUCUUCAAUUUAGUAUCUUCUCUGAAUAAAUGAACAUUCAGAUCUAUGUAAUUUUAUUUAAGACUGUCCUUUGAAUGCAUUGCUUUUGAAAUAAUGAAAUAUUGAAAAUGCAUUUGAUUUCAAAGAUAGAAGUGGUCAGACCUUUCAUUGAAUACUUAUUUUCCUACAUUUGCUGUUCUGCAGGUAAAGAGUUGAUUUGCCAUUUUUUAAUAGCCAAAACACAACCAUAUAAAUAUUGCAUAUAAAAAUUAUGCACGCAUCUCAUAUAUUAAGGUUUAAAAUUGUAUUUUCCUUCUUUUAUAUAAAAUAAUUUAUAGUUGCAUUGCUUAGCCAUAUAGAACAUUUAUUUCAUUGUAUAUGACUGGUUUAAAUUUAUGGAUUUGGUGCCUUUAAACUGAUCAUCAGGGAAAAUCUUAAAAUAUCAUUUGAAGGGCUUAUAUGAAAGAAUUCUAAUUUUUGUAAUUUACCAAGAUUUGGAUGUUUGUAGUAAACAAUGAAUUUCUCCAAGUUUAUUUUCUAUUUAUAUAGCUUAUAAAAUCUAUAUAGUAUAUUUUACAUAAAGUGAAACUUUUUUUUUCUGCCUGCUGUAUUCAAUAUAAUAUAAUAGUGGUCGGAGGGAAGAAAAGUUCUAUUGUGUAAUAUCAGAUUCUUCAGCUCCAUAAAGAUAUUUUUAACAAUCAAAUAAGUUAAACUAAGACACCUGAUUGGAUUAUAUGAUUGGUAACAUAUUUGUUCAAUAUUCAUAAGUAUCAUCCUUUUUUUGUGUGUAAUCAUUUCUUACAUGUGAAAUUGGUAGGUUUGAGUGUGUUUAAAAGAAAUAUGUAGGUACUGUAUUGAACAAGGUUUACCUUAAAAAUAUUAUGAGGUGAUUUGGUAUACUUCAGUGACACCAAAUUAGAUUUUUGUUUUGUUGACACUAAUUUUCUAGCAUUUAAGUAUUUUUAGAUUUUCUUUCUAAAAAAGGCAAGCAAAUGUAGAAAAUUUACUCUUUAAUUAUAGAUUAGAAUAUGAUUGCUAAUUUUUGAGCAUGACCAUAAACCGAGCUCUAAAUUAAUAUCUGUAGUUAAGUGCCAAUGGGUACUGCAAAUUGUAGCAGCACUGUCAGUCCGUUGUUCAUGAAUUUGCUCGAUUGGUCGUCAGUAACAUCUCUAUUGUGAGACUUGCUUUACUUUUUUUUGGCAUAUUGAAUAUGCCACGGGUAGCUUGCCAGACUCUGCCGUGUAGGCAGGAUACUAUCUGUAGCUUGCCAGGCUCUCUGAGAGGGAAGGAGGAAUCAAACCCUGGUUGGCCACAUGCAAGGCAAAUGCCCUAUCUGCUGUGCUAUCUCUCCAGUCUGGGUACUGCAAAUUAAAUAGAUAAUUUAAUUUAUGAAAAGAAACUGAGCCACAAUCUCACUCAUGUCUCCCAUAAGAUAUGCAUUGCAAUGUAAAAUAUUAUGUAUGUCAAUUUUAGGAUUUGUGUUGUAGAUGCUCUUUCUUCUCAUUAAAAAAUUUAAUUUUCUUAUGGAAUUUAAUGUAGUUUGAAUAUCUAAGUAAGAGAGUUGAGCAAUUUUUUCAUCUUGUAGAGGAUUUGUAGUAUUUUUGGCAACAAAGGAUAGAAAAAAUAUCGUAUUUCAGAAGCAACACUUUGACUUUAUAAAUAUUAUUUUUUCCAAGUCAGAAUGGUGAAAAGAUUAUUAAUUGUUGGAUGGAUAUAGAACCAGAGUAUGUGAUCCUUGAACUGUGAAAAUCUUUGUUUUAAUAUGGAAUGAGCAAUUUAUAUUAUUUCUUAAAGAAUUAACUGUUUUGAUAUGUGUGAACAGAGGUUUAAUGUGACUGGAUAUAAUGAGCAAUUUAUAUAUGAAUAACAUGCAUUUUUUGUCAGUGAGCCAUAAUUGACACAAUGGCAUAUUGCUUUCUGAGAACAUUGGGAUAUGCUGUUCAGUCUAUUCUGGCUUGCCUUCAUGGGCAUGAUCAACUUUAAAAAAAAACAACAAAAAAACAAAAAUAAGUUGUGUACACUAGUGAUAUACAAAUGUUAGAGACAGUACUAAAAAGAAAGAAAAAGGAAAUAUCAGAUACCAAUGGAAGUCAGUGAGUAGUAAAUAAAAUACAAAAAUAAAUAUACAUACAUUCGUACAUACAUCCCUUAUAAAACUAGUUAUUGCUAAAAACUUGUAACUUAGAGUCAGUUUCCCCUAAUUCAUAAUUUUAAGAGAAAAAUCUUUUAAUGCUUAAGAUGCCACAUAACCACCAUUCCAAACAUUACUAAAAUGCAGCUGAAAUAGUACAAAACUUAAGUGUAAUUAACAUGUUAAAGCAUAAAGUACUCCUAUUACUGGUUCUUGUCAUAAAACUAAUUCUGCCUGGUAACAAAAUUUUGAAUAUUAUCUAGACCAAAGUGAUAGUACAGACAUCAAGGCACUUGUCUUGCACAUGGCUGACUCUGAUUCCUGGUCAUCCCUGGCACUACUUAUGGCCCUCUACAACCAGAUGUGAUCCCUGAGAUCAGAGCCAGGAGGACGCCCUGAGCAUAAACAUCCCCAAAGGUGGAAAUUAUCACAAAGCCCACUUAUUGACUUGCAAAAUAUUUCUUAAACAUCUGUAUGGGAACCUAACAUUUCACUGAUUGUAUCUGGAAUUUAAUAGUAUCCCCACAAGACAUUUUGUUAUAAAUUUUGCAAUGUCUGAAAAGAAUAUAAAUCUAUACAUAUAUAUAAAUAUCUAACAAUUUCAUAUUCACUGCAUCUUUAAUACCUUGAUUUGGGAUAACUAGGAAAAGCUUAGUGAUGCCUUCAUCUCACUGGACUAAUGGACUAAAAGCUAUUUGUUGUAUUCAUACAUCUCUGAGUUUAUACAUAGGUUUGUUUAUUUUCCUGUAAUUUAAAGGUGAAAUGACAUUAGUCUACUGUUUUCUAUAAAUAUAAUAAAGGUUCUAGCUAUCAUUCUUCAUACACAGAAAUAAUUCACAUAAUCAUUAAAUUUUUCUUUGUUCCUAUAGUGGUUCAACUUGUUUGCUUUAUUUCUUUGUUUUGUUUGUUUUAUUUUAUUUGGGGGCCACAUCUGACUGUCCUCAGGGGUUACUUCUGGCCCCGUGCUUAGGGGUCACUCCUGGAGACUCUGCAUACCAUACGGGUGCUGGGGAUCAAAUCCAAGUCAGCCACAUGCAAGGCAAAUGCCCUACCCCUUUUUACUAUUGCUCUGGGCCCUCAACUCUUAGGUAAGAAUUAUACUCUGAUCUCAGAAGAAAAAGUACUGUCAUUUUAGAUUUCGUAAGAGUUCCUGCAUGGCUAGUAAGCAGUACUUAGAUGGGCAUACCUGUACUGAGAUUUAAAAUCAAUUUUAAUAUCUUCAAGCAGUGACUACUUGAUGUGUUAAGUCGAUUCAAAUGUGGCACUGUAACCACUGAACAUGAAAAGCAUGAACAGGUAUUUUAAGUGAAUAAAGGAAAUAUACUUGAACAAAAGUGUAGCUUGGUGCAGAAAUGUAUGUGUCCUCAUUAACUAAAAUAUUUCAAUUUCUUAUGACAAGAUUUUUCAUUACCCUGAUCUUCUUUGAGGUAUGUAUCAUCUUACAAAUACUGCUUUUAAAUGCAAUCAUUAUGAUCAAGAAAGUGAAUAUUCAUUAGUUGUCUUAUCUGGAUGUAAUACUUUGUAUUAUAUCCGCAAUUUCAGUAUUUACUUUUGUAACCUGGAAUUUCUGGUUCUGUGGCUGCUUCCUGGAGUCAGCCAACUGACAGGAUGACAGGUUGGAAAAGUGUUUUAUUAACAACCAAAUGGCAGAUUGAAAGAUGGUGGACUCUUUGUGCUCUGGACAACUUUCUCAAUUCUGCUGUCUCAAAAAGCAGCUUACGUAAACGAAGAACAGGGAAACCAGUGUUGAUCCACAGGGCAUGAUACGCUCUGCUGGGCAGCAGAAUAGUCACAUGGGUAUGCUUUGUUAGGGCCUGAGUUAUGCUUUCUUGCAGUCCCGGAGACCAGUCUCAUCUAUCUGAAAGAGAAGCUCCUGACUAGGGGAGUCUCAUAAUUACCCCCAGUCCUUACCUUUUGGCUCAUAGAAUUACUUUUAUACCCACUGCACUCUGCUUUCCUUCUGAGGGUGUAUGGGAGACGAAGCAAAAAAAUUAGAAUGUGCUUGAUAGGAUAAUUUGCAUACUCAACAGUCCGUACCUAUAGUUAUUAAGGUGCUUGCUGCUAAUUCCAUUUCUUAACUCCUUUCAUUGCCAUUUAAUGUUCAUAGCACCGUACUUGUGUUGAGGUUCCAGUUAAUAGUCUCUAUCUUAAAAGCAGAUUUGAGCCAUUAUUUACAACAAUUACUUCAUACUUAUCCCAACUAAUCCUCUUGUUCUAAGACUAUUUCUCUGAAAUCUAUUUUAACACACAAGGAAGAAGUUGAAUAUUAUCUUAAGCUUCUUACUCAUUUCUAGAUGCCCUUUUCCCAUUCUACUUUUUUGUAAUUAUAAGUCUAAUUUUAUUUUAAUGCACUUUUAAAGUAUAAUUUAUAAUGACCAUUUUAUUAAGAUGUAUAGAAAUGCGCUAUGCUUAUAGACAUGAUGGAUAUUAAAUAUUUCAUUAGGUCAGAGUGAUCAUACAGCAGGUACCAUACUUGUUUUGCAUGCAACUGAUCUGGGUUUGACUCCCAGCAUCCCAUUUGGUCCCCAGAGCACUGCCAGGAGUGCAGAGCCAGUAGUAACCCCUGAGGACUACUGGAUGUGGCCCCCAAACUAUAGUAGCUAUGAUACUAUAUAUAUAGUAAUAUCAUAUGUAGUUAUAUAUAUAGUAAUAUCAUAUGUAGUAGCCAUGAUUACCAUUUAUUACUCUUUCCUAGAUUAUUUUCAAUUUUACACCAGAGGAUUUAGUAUAAUACUUUCUCCAGCAGUGUUAAAUAGAGUAUGUACAUUACAUAAAAUUCAGGUUCCUAUAAUAUAAUCCUAUAAUAUAGUCCACUUGUGUUUUUCAAAAGCUGUUAUGGAAUCAUGUGAUUCAAUAAUGAUUUUGAAAUCCUAUGAUAUAAAUUGAGAUGCUAUGAAUGAUUUAUCACAUAUUAGAAAGAAAUCAAUUAAAUGAAGCUUUUUAAGCCUAUUGUGGAGAUAUAUUUGAUAAUAUUUCACUCUAAAAAUAAAGGUGAUCUCCUCUAGUAAUAAUAAUGGGUAAAAAUAUUUUCAAAUAUUUGGAAUACUGACAUCAUUCCUGAAGAUUCAAUAAUCUAAAAAAUGUAUGAAGUGGUUUUCCACAUUCUAGAUUUCAUUAUUAAUUUUUUAAUUAAAAUUUUGGUCACAUGUUUACAUUACUGUUAAUGUUUGUUUGUUUUUGGUUUUGGGUCCACAACUGAAUGUACUUCUGGCUCACUUCUGGCACAGUGCUCAGGGAUUACCCCUGGAACACUUGAGGACCAUAUGGGGAGUCUGGGAUCAACCCUGGGAUGGCUGUGUGCAAGGAAAAUGACCUACCCACUGUACUCCAGCCCCUCAUGGUUUUUAUGUACAGAAUUACCAUCCUUCACUACCACCAAAAUGUUUAAGACCUUCCAUCAAUUUUACCCUCUACCAAUAUCCCUUCCAGUCUGCCUUCUCAUUGUCACUCCCUCACCUGAGUUUGUGUUUGGUAUUCUUUAGUUCUGUAAUCCAGGGCCAAGGUUUGUUAUCAUUUGAUACCAUCUAUUUCCUUGUUUUGUCACUCCAUACACCAGGUAAGUGAGAGCAUCUGGUAUUUUCCCUUCUCUUAAUUUUGCUUAACAUGAAACCCUGCAAGUACAGUGAAUUGCAUGAUUUCAUCUUAAUGAAUGCGUAGUAUUCCACAUAUAUAUGGAAUACACACACACACACACACACACACACACACACACACACAUACACACCAGCUUUCUGUUCAUGCGUCAUUAGAUAUUUGCAUUGUUUUCUUAUCCUGGCUAUUGUACUAUGCACGGCAACAAACAUGACAAACAUGAAUGCAUGUAUCUUUUAAAAUGAAUAUCUUUCUGUUUGGGGGCUAGAGGCCAAAAAGAAGCUGAACCAGACAACAUUCCCACCAAUAGUGAUAUUUUCACCAUAUCCUUUCCAGCACUGGUUAUUUCCGGCAUUUUUGAUAGUUGCCAUUCUCACUCGUGUUAAACAUCUCAUUCAGAAGAGCCGAAUGUUUUCUCCAAAGAAUACAUACUGAUUACAAUAGGCAUAUGAAAGAUGUUCAUAACUAACAGGGAAAUAAAAUUUUAAACCACAGAAGUGAUGACUGUUCAAUUGUAAACGUUUCUAAAAUAUGUUGUAUAGUGAAUAAAAUAUGUUGUAUAGUGAAUGGAUUUCUCUUGAUGUAAAAAAUAAAAUUCAAGAAUGUUGCAGUAACAAA